Talaromyces stipitatus ATCC 10500 is the source of this 1206-nucleotide messenger RNA. RefSeq names its product endo-arabinanase, putative. Gene Ontology annotation, molecular function: arabinan endo-1,5-alpha-L-arabinosidase activity. Bases 1 to 1206 code for a protein of 401 amino acids. The transcript has 6 exons. The record is from RefSeq and is a predicted model, not a curated record. NCBI's taxonomy places the organism in Eukaryota, Fungi, Ascomycota, Eurotiomycetes, Eurotiales, Trichocomaceae. Gene Ontology annotation, biological process: carbohydrate metabolic process.
AUGUUGCUCUCAAUCAGUAGCAGUAGUAACUCGGGGACAAGUCCCAGAUAUUACUAUCCUGCUUUAACAACCACUUUCCACCUACUCUUCCUACUAUUAAUAUUAUUAUUUUCCUCUCCAUCCAAAGCACAAUUCACCCCCAACUUCCCUCUCCCACUACCCACAACCCACUUCGGCCGCGAUCCAAACAUCAUCCUCUACAAAAACGAAUACUACCUCUUCUCAACAACCACCGACCUCCUAUACUUUCGCGCCUCAGAUCUCUCCGGCCCAUGGAGACCAGCAGGAUCAGUUCUCCCCGCUGGAAAAGGGAGCAUAAUCCAGGACAAGGGGGAUCCAAAUCAACCCUGGGCACCGACUGUGAUUCAAUACAAUGAUACCUUCUAUUGUUUUUAUUGUGUGAGCACAAUCAAUACACAGAAUAGUUCGAUUGGAGUCGCGACUUCGAGUUCCUUGGAUAAAGGGACAAAGGCAUGGACUGAUCACGGGGCUAUUAUCAAUACUCUUUCCGGCGCGAAUGCAGAUAUUUAUCCAUAUAAUGUCUCCAAUGCUAUUGAUCCGAGCAUCAUCAUUGACCCUACCGACAACACUCAACAGGCAUGGUUGACGUUUGGAAGUUAUUGGGAUGAUAUUUUCCAAGUGCCCCUAUCGGCGGAUUUGUUAUCUGUUGAGAACGCUGAUAAUCCUGCUGCCACGCAUCUAGCGUUUAAUGUUAGUUUUCCGGCUGAGGAGGCCUCAUGGAUUAGUUAUAGGGCUCCAUGGUUUUAUUUGUGGUAUAGUAAGGGGUAUUGUUGCGGGUUGGAUAUUAAUAAUUUGCCGCCGGCGGGGGAUGAAUAUUCGAUUCAGGUCGGUAGAUCGUUGCAUGUCUCGGGGCCGUAUCUUGACAAGCAGAAUGUCUCACUGGCAGAAGGAGGCGGGUCGUUGGUCUAUGGAUCGAAUCAUAACGGUCAGGUAUAUGCCCCUGGUAGCAGUGGUGUGGUUACUACCAGUUCUGGGAGGGAUGUCUUAUAUUAUCAUUAUUUGAAUUUGAGUAUAGGUGUUUCCGACGGGGACGCAAUUAUAGGUUAUAACUACCUCGACUACAAUGAUGGCUGGCCGACUGUCAGUUCAAGGCGAUACGAUGACGUCCGAGACGUCAAGUCUGCUGGGUCCCAUGUCCUAAUGACUCGGUAUACAUUAUAUUUAUAUAUCGAGGAGUUCAGAUAG